Molecule: messenger RNA, 1361 nt
Organism: Bactrocera neohumeralis
Lineage: Eukaryota; Metazoa; Arthropoda; Insecta; Diptera; Tephritidae
Gene: ste14
Product: protein-S-isoprenylcysteine O-methyltransferase
Exons: 3
Coding region: 191-1081 (296 amino acids)
Biological process (GO): C-terminal protein methylation
Cellular component (GO): membrane; endoplasmic reticulum
Molecular function (GO): protein C-terminal S-isoprenylcysteine carboxyl O-methyltransferase activity
Source: RefSeq, a predicted model, not a curated record
CUCACUACAACAGCUGGUAGUUUGUUUAUAUCGCGAAGGAUACUUUCAUUUAUUUAUAUGACAUAAAUUGCACAAAGUUUGGUUAAUGCCGCAAAAGUGUAGAAAUAUUCAGCUCUAAUUUUGUAGCACAAAUAAAGUGUGAUAAGUAAGUUUAACGCCGAACAGUUUAUUGCGGCUGUCGGAGACGGUCAUGAAUACCAGCCAAAGGACAGCACCCAUGGACAAUAAAUUGUGCCACGAAGGACGUUUAAGUUUAUAUUGCUACCUGACGACUACUAUUAUAGUGCUUUUAGCUACUGUACCACAAAUCUACUAUGGUACGGUACCAAAUGUUUGGGGUGCUGCAAUGUGGGGCCCGGUUCUGUAUUAUGCACUGAUAAAUAUGGUGAUACGUUAUUUACUGCGCGAUAAUGAUUACCAGAUUGCAAUUCGUUCCACAUUUUUGGGUUUUAUGGAAGCGGCCAGCAUACUAGUGGUUUUGUUUGCGCCUGAUGAAUUAAAGCAAUUUGGAGUUUAUGCUUUCUUUAUGGCGUUCUUCCAUUACUCGGAAUUUCUUGCCAUUGCAUGGUGCAAUCCAAACAGUCUUUCUACAGAUUCUUUUAUUUUAAACCACUCAAUUCACUAUGCUCUGGCAGCUAUAGCCAGCUGGAUAGAGUUUGCUUUGGAAGUGUGGUUGUUGCCUAGCUUUAAAAGCUUCUAUUACAUUUGGCUACUCGGUGUGGUGUUAUGUACAAUUGGUGAAGUUAUUAGGAAGGUAGCUAUGAUUACCGCGCGGAAUAGUUUUACGCAUCUGGUUCAACAUGAAAAAGCAGAUAACCACAAAUUGAUAACGCACGGUAUUUACUCGUAUAUGCGGCAUCCGUCUUAUGUGGGCUGGUUCUGGUGGUCUGUGGGCACUCAAAUAAUACUGCUCAAUCCUGUGUGUAUAUUGAUUUAUACAAUCGUAUCAUGGAAGUUCUUCCACGAUCGAAUCUUCAUGGAGGAAAUCACAUUACUAAAUUUCUUUCGCUCCGAUUAUCACAAAUAUCAGCAAAAUGUACCCACAGGUUUGCCAUGCAUCAGGGGUUAUACCCUCGAUUAGCUGCCUGAAUGUGCAGAUUAGAGUGGAAUGGAGCUGCAUCAAUGUGCUGUGCAUUUAAAUGAAAAAUAUUAAAACUAAUUUCUCACAAUAUCUAUUUCUAUUUAGGUAAUUAAGAGAGCAUAAAGUGUUGUAUUUGUAAGUAUUUUUAUUAACAAAACUGUGUAAACAAAUAACUUAUGAUGACCAUAUUAUUUCAGUAACUAAUAUUAUUAUAUAAUCUAAUUUUACUUGAUUAGAGUUGUAUUAAACGUAACGUUCAAAUAAAUGAUUUAACUGAUAA